Messenger RNA from Acipenser ruthenus (sterlet), 3257 nucleotides. Its product is annotated as RING finger protein 212B-like. Gene Ontology annotation, cellular component: synaptonemal complex. Gene Ontology annotation, biological process: homologous chromosome pairing at meiosis; reciprocal meiotic recombination; protein sumoylation. The record is from RefSeq and is a predicted model, not a curated record. Gene Ontology annotation, molecular function: SUMO transferase activity. The transcript has 15 exons. Bases 1915 to 2784 code for a protein of 289 amino acids. Lineage: Eukaryota; Metazoa; Chordata; Actinopteri; Acipenseriformes; Acipenseridae.
AGCAGCAGUUGUUGAUGAUGCAGAGUUCACCCCCCUAGUCUCUGUAAGUCGCCUUGGGUAAAGGCAUCUGCUAAAUAAACAAAUAAUAUUAAUAAUAAUAAUAAUAAUAAUAAUAAUAAUAAUAAUAAUAAUUUUAAAAAUACAAAAAACACACUCACAAACAUACACACUGAUACACACUUGCAGUGCUGCUGCAACAGAGUCAGCAGGUAAUGAUAAUGCUAGAGACGGGAUAUAGGGACUGGAGUGAACAUACACGUGUACGUGUAGCUACACGUACACGCACACGCUGCUGUGUUCUGCAGGGGGCGGCACGGGUUAAAGAUUUUUUAGAGAGAGACUAAGCGCUUGUUUUUAUUAAUUAUGAUUUUUUUUAAUGACUCGCUUAUUAGUAUUGAAUAAACACUCGCACAUUACAAGAAUUUGUUCAAAAAUAUAUAUAUAUUUUUUUUUUUAAAAAAGAGAAAAAAAUUAAAAUCAGAUCGCUGUCACUUUAGAUAUCUUUGCGGUAUCUCUUCUGUCUCCUAAAACUAAUUUAAAUGCUGUCAUUUUUGCCGGAAGAGGUGGUUGUCUCUGUCUAAUAAAGUCAAAAUUUGAAUAGCGUGUAUUUUGUUUUUAUUUUUUUAUACAAUAUAAAGUUUUUUUUAAUGAGUAACUUCUGGCGCUCAUUACAGCAUAACUUACCAAAAAUAAAAACAUGGGGGUUACGUUAAUCUUUGUAGAGAAAAGUUAUAGUUUUAUGUUAUAGGGUGUGUUUAAUGUUGUAUUUUAAUGGGUGUAAAAAUAAUAUUUAUAUAAUUUUGUUUCUAAUAUAAACAAAUACGGAGACCGUCUCGCGAAACACUUUAAGAAAAAACCGUUAAAUUUCAAAUUCGCAGCCCGUGCACGUCCCCGCGAGCGCGUCCCCGCAGCAGUAGGUUCGGCAGCGGCAAGCUUUUGGCGGGAAGUGGGGAGAAGGUGAGCGUCACCUUCUUCAAGUCGAGCGGUUGCGUCUCGGCUUUUUAAAGAAAAAUAAGCGAUGUUUUUGUUUUUUUUAAAUAUUUUUUAUGUUGUUAGAAGUUUGAACUUGUUAUUAUAUGGCUAUUUUAUCGAUGUUUGCCAUUGUGUCGUAUUUAUUUUUUUAUAUACCGGUAUGUUAUAUUUUUAGGUCUACGUUAUUAUUAUUAUUAUUAUUAUUAUUAUUAUUAUUAUUAUUAUUAUUAUUAUUAUUAUUAUUAUUAUUGUGGUAUUUUACCGUCUUCUUUCCCUGUAUGUGUUAGUCAAAUAUAAUAUUUAACAUGUUAUUCGGUUCGUGUUUUAUUAGUUAUUAGGUCAAAUAGAUGUUUGUAGACCGAUCCUAAUUCCUUCAUAUGUAUUGUCUUGGGCCUGUAAAAUAUAUAAGGUAGAUUUUAAUACAUUUGAGACGCAGUUUAAUAAAAAAUAAUCUGAUGUUUGCUUUCAAACUUUUUUUUUUCUAGGAAAAUGUGGUUUUAAUAUUUGAACUGUUUCUUUUGUGACUUUUGCAUAAAUAUUACUGUAUUUGUAGCGACUUAAAACAAAAUAUGCCUUUAGGUACACAAGCGGUUAAAUAAAUUAUGCAGAAAAAUGAAAGAUAUAUUCAAACGAUUGGUGGGAAAGGAAGUAUUACUUUACAUUUGUAUUAUUAUUAUUAUUAUUAUUAUUAUUAUUAUUAUUAUUAUUAUUAUUAUUAUUUUAUUGUAAGUUUUUACUACUUUUGAUAGUGGAGGCUUACUAUUUUUUUUUUAACCCACACGAAAAACUCAGAUACUGUGAUAUUGGUUAUAUAAAUAAAACACAUUGCAAUGAAUAUUAUUUUUUUCGAAGGUCUUUCUUUAUAAAAUCAACACUGUAGUUUAAUUUCAAUUAUGUAUUUAUUUAUUUAUUUUUUAGUUUUGGUCGUGCAACAAACCCGUCAUGGAUUGGUUUCACUGCAACAGCUGUUUCAAGACGGAGGGAGUUGAGUUUUGCGUGUCGAGUUGCGGGCACAUCGCCUGUGAAAACUGCGUGAGUCAAGAUAAAUGUCGUGUUUGUGGCGCCUCAUGCAAAUUCCUGUUACUGUCAGAAAAUCUCAAGCCUCAAGAACAGAUGUAUUUCAGGAACCCCAUAGAAGUGGCACGGAAUCAUUUUGAACAAAUCGCACAGGUGUCUUUGUUCCAGAAGAAGCAGAUGGCACGAGUCCUGGCUUUUUACAAGUACAAAUCCUCGGAAAUGGAGAGCAAGUUGCGGGAGGGGAGCAAGCUCAGCAAACAGCAGGAGAGGGAACUAGCUGAGUUGAGGAAGGAGAAUGCAGAGCUGAAGAAUCUCCUGUCUCGUGUCAAGUUGUCUCAGAGUCCUCUACAAGAAAACAGGGGCAACAGAAUAUCGCGGCCAGUAGCCAUCACGUCGCCUACACUAGUAAGCCCUAGAAGAAGCAGCUAUCAAGUCAGCCGUUCAGACUCAAUGGAAUCACUGGAGCGGUACAGAGGAAUCCGAUCUGGAGGUGCCAUUACCCCAGGGAGUGCCAGCACCAUGUCAGGCAGAAGCACGCCACAGGACCCAAAUUUCAGAACUCCCACCAGUGUCUCUGCAGGGGCGCUGACCGGCAGAACCCCCACCAGUGUGUCCCGGACCCCUCGCCUGCUCCAGUUCCAGUUCGGUUCUGGUUCCAGCCUCCAGUCGCUACCGUCCCCCAACCCCCGAAUAUUCACAGGUCAGCCAGGGCAAAGCAGUGGUCAAGCGCGAACGCCUCAGCUGUUAUCUCACACCCAGUCAUCUUUGAAUCAGAACAGAGAAAGGCGUUUCUAGCCAAACUGAGUGACGCAGAAGCCUGAUGACAGCCAGAUAGAGAAAGAUAUAGGAGAGAGAGAGAGAGAGACUCUGACUGGGCCAGACCAGCAGCUGGAACGGAAGAUCAGAAGACAGUAAAUAUUACAAUAAAAAACACACGAUAUUUGUACAGUGGGGCACAUACCCAUUAUUCGGAUUAGGCUGUCCACAGAAAUCAGAUGAGGGUGGCUGGUGUCGAUCGGGCCGAUUUACCCUUCAGAGUGAAUUCAGAAACAGCUGCUUGGGUUUGUGACGAUCGCUGCUUUUUCUUCAGACUCUGCGGAGAACAGCGACCCACACAAACCCGAGCAGCUGUUUCUUAAUUCACUCUGAACGGGUGAAAUCAGCCCGAUCGACACCAGCCACCCUCGCCUGUGAUCAUUAUUAAAUUCUUUAGACACAAAGAUGUCGGUCGAAGACUUUUAGUUACUGCUGUGGUUAACAGUCUGUUG